UUGGACGAGGCUAUUCGCAAGGCUACCCAUUUCUACUCCAUGUUGCAAACGAGCGACGGACAUUUUUCGGGUGAUUACGGUGGCCCGCACUUUCUCAUGCCCGGGUUAAUUGUUGUGUGGUACGUCAUGGGACAGCCUUCUCUCAUGCUUAAUCCGGCACAAACUGCUUUGAUGAAGCACUACUUGAUUGUCCAUCAACAAGCCGAUGGCGGUUGGGGUACACACGUCGAAUCACCCUCGACUAUGUUUGGCACGACCUUAUCUUACGUAGCUUUGCGGCUCCUGGGUAUGGACGCCGAAGAACCGGUAUGCCAAAGGGGUCGCGCCUUUAUUCGUGAGCAGGGUGGAGCAGUCAUGACUUCUUCGUGGGCCAAGCUGUACCUGUGCAUCUUGGGAUGCAUGGAAUGGGAUGGUCAUAAUUCGGUCCCACCCGAGUUGUGGCUGCUCCCCAACUGGUUUCCUUUUCAUCCCAGCCGCAUGUGGUGUCACGCACGCAUGGUUUAUUUGCCGAUGGGCUACGUCUACGGGGCGCGGCUCAAGUACGACAAGGCCGAGGAGGAUCCCUUGGUGCAGGCUCUCCGCCGAGAGCUAUACUGCGAACCUUACAAUUCGAUUGAAUGGAUGCAAACGCGGCACAUGGUGGCGCCAAUGGACAACUACUCCCCGGUGGCAUGGAUGAUGAAGACGGUCCAGAACGGGUUGGCUCGGUACGAGACGUGGCCCAUGCUCCAGCCGUUCAAAAACGACGUCCGCAAACUCGGGCUGGCCUUCUGUGUCGAUUACAUGGCAGCGGAAGAUCUGCAAACCAACUUUAUCGAUAUAGGGCCCGUCAAUAAAGUGCUCAAUAUGCUCUCGGCCUUUCAUCACGCAGGAAAUGAUUUGCAUCAUUCAACAGUGAUGAACCACAUGAUUCGAGUUCAGGACUAUUUAUGGGUUGCCGAAGAUGGCAUGAAAAUGAAGGGCUAUAACGGCAGCCAAUGCUGGGACACAUCUUUUGCAAUCCAGGCUGUAUUUGAGGCUGGUUUACUGGAUGACUUUCCGGAGCUUUCCAAUAAAGUUUGGACGUACCUGGAGCGAUGUCAGAUUCUAUCCACGGAGGUUUCACAGGCUUCUCCAGCUUUCAAGUACGAAGCGGCCUUGUAUCGGCGAAAGUUUUACCGCCACAUCUCGGAAGGCGGCUGGCCGUUUAGCACGAGUGCACACGGUUGGCCUAUUUCGGAUUGCACAGGGGAGGGACUAAAAGGAGUUUUGUGUAUGCUCAAAGCAAAGUCUGUCAGGGAAGGGUUGGAGGAUGGCAGUCUUCGCGAGAUCAGUGAAGUUCGAUUACAAAAAGCAGCCAACAUACUUUUGUCGUAUCAAAAUGAAGAUGGAGGCUUUCCUACCUACGAAAACAACCGUGGCUUUGGGUUUUACGAAAGCCUGAAUCCUAGCGAAGUUUUUGGCGACAUUAUGAUCGACUACUCCUAUGUCGAGUGUAGUAUGGCAAGCUUGACAGCUUUGGCCGAUUUUCACGAAGAUUAUCCGGAUCAUCGUACUGAAGAGAUUGUGCAUGCUAUUGAAAAAGGCCGUGAUUUCCUGAAGGAUUUGCAACGUGAGGACGGUUCGUGGUAUGGCUCCUGGGCUUGUUGUUUCUGCUACGGAAGUUGGUUUGGUAUUGAAGGUCUUGUUAAGUGUGGUGAGCCUGUGUCUUCCGAGUUUAUUGCUAAGGCUUGCAAAUUCCUCUUGCAGCAUCAACGUUCCAACGGAGGUUGGGGUGAAGACUUCACAUCUUGCUAUGACAAAGAGUACGCCGCUAAUGGAAUGGAAGCUUACGGAGACGAUGGGAGUGGGGUCGUAAACACAUCGUGGGCUUUGAUGGCAUUGUCUACAGCGAAAUGCAACGAUAUUGAAGCCAUCAAGCGAGGUGUCCAGUAUUUAAUGAAGCGGCAGUUACCGUGCGGAGACUGGCCCCAGGAAGGAGUCGCCGGUGUUUUCAACCGUGCGUGUGGAAUAACAUACACGGCAUACCGAAAUAUAUUUCCAAUUUGGGCACUCGGACGAUGCCGC
This is a messenger RNA of Phaeodactylum tricornutum CCAP 1055/1, 2046 nucleotides long. Its product is annotated as acetyl-coenzyme A synthetase. Lineage: Eukaryota; Bacillariophyta; Bacillariophyceae; Surirellales; Neidiaceae. Gene Ontology annotation, cellular component: lipid droplet. The transcript has 2 exons. Gene Ontology annotation, biological process: triterpenoid biosynthetic process. The record is from RefSeq and is a predicted model, not a curated record. The annotation marks the transcript as partial. Gene Ontology annotation, molecular function: intramolecular transferase activity.